Messenger RNA from Hydatigera taeniaeformis, 840 nucleotides. NCBI's taxonomy places the organism in Eukaryota, Metazoa, Platyhelminthes, Cestoda, Cyclophyllidea, Taeniidae. The record is from the annotation of a GenBank genome assembly.
AUACCUAGUACAAUGGAGGUCGAAUCCCAAGUACUCAAAGCCUUUAGUGAACCGGACAAUCUCGAUCUUCUUUCCCGUACAAUCGUAGAUGGUCACCUGUGUCAGGAUCAUCCCAGUGCUUCCUCAUCCGCUUCUCUUCUCUCUCUUGACCCUCAUCUUCCCAUUUCGGACGGUCAGCGGAUCAGACGUAGCUAUUCAGCUGGUCAUCUGAUUGUUACAGUUCGUGUCUCAUGUGCCGCCGUGAUUCACCAACAUGCAUUCCAUACUCCUGCUCCUUCAUCAGGCAACCAUCCUGAUUCAUCCAUCGGUGAUGGUGACGAUGACUGUAACGAUGCAAAUGAUGCGUCUCCUAGCCUGCAGUAUGAACGCUUCGGUGAAAGCUCUCUUGGCGAAGGUGUAGUUUCUAUUGAAGGAAUAAAUUACACUCUUCUCAAUCAUAUGUCUAUACCCCGGCGACGGGAGUUUUCCGAACAAUUCCGUGACUUGGCGCAGCUCCAUCGGCAAGUUGAUGUCCCACGUGCCAAAUGGGAUGACGCAUCCCGCCUCUUUCCCAAACAGUUUGGGCUUCCGCCUUCUGUGGCACUCAGCAUCUGCGUUGGGGUAUCGGCUCCCCAUGAUGACUGCUGUGGCCUAUCCCUUGAUCUUGUUUACGAUCCUAGCGCUGCUGAUUUCGUUGGCCAGUGGGAAAGCAAUCAGCCCCACCUCUUUCAGCAGAAGAGCAAGCAUCGCAAUCAAACCCGAGUUCUCUAUGUCACCGCUUGCGAAGACGACGAAAUUCAAAACGAAAUUGUCGAAAUUCCCGAGAACAACAUCAACGCAGCUGCAACUUUAAUUACCUGA